UACAGAAAGGCAGCUUAAGAUCUCAACGAACUGACGAGCCAUCCUAUUCUCACAGGCCUUCCUCACAUACGUUUAAAGCAUAACAAAAACAAAGUCUCUCCCCCAGCCGAUUGCGAUACAAGACACAAAAGUUGACUUUUUUGAGGUUGUACUGUGAAAUUUUCAAUCUUUGUCAUACUCAAGGGACAAAACACAACACAACAAAACACUUUGAAUGUGAGUUUCCGGUGGCAACUGACCAAAACUUCAAAUAAAGGAGAGAUUUUUAUUUUACGUUUUGGUGUUGUUUGGUUAGCCGGAAAAUCUGAUGGAGGACCGGGGAAAGUGAAGGAACAGUGAUAUGCAACUUGAUUGUAGGCUGUGAAUCGAAUCGAGAAAGCAAGAAGAUACUCUUGAUUGGCUGAUAGCAAAGAUUAGCUUGCACUUCCCUGAAUUCUGUAAUCUUGAAGAUAUCACUCAUAGUAGCUGUGAAGAACUUCCUCAUCUUUCCAAAUCCAUGUGAACCAUGAAAUUUGUUUCAGAUAAUGAACAAGUGUUUGUGCAUCCAGCUUUAGACCGCAAGCCUGAUUCUAAACCUUUUGAUUAUCAAGACAUUCCUUUGGAGUCACUGAAGGAAUUUCAGAACAAACUCUUUUGUGCUUCAAAACCCAAUGAGGGGGAUGCAGAUAAAUCAUCAUAUAUGAUAAAUGAUGCAGAUGGUUGGACUGUUACAAAACUUGAUCAUUCUAUGAGUUUGAACAAUAUAACGGAGGACAAUGAAAAGGAUAUCAUAGAUCUGGCAGCUCAACAAUCUCAUUCUUGCCGAGAAACAGAAUCAUUCAAGAACUCAGUUUUUAAUAUGGACAACAAUGUUUUGGAAUGUGAACUACCUGAGUUGAUAGUUUGUUACAAAGAGAGUACAGACCAUGUCAAGGAUAUUUGCAUUGAUGAGGGAGUACUUUCCCAUGACAGGUUCCUGUUUGAGAGUGAUAUGGAUGAGAAGGGUGUCUGUUCCUUCCUUCUUCCUGAAAAGAAUGGAAAUGAUGAACCGAUGGGGGAAAAAAUCAAUACUGUUAUGCCUCUCGUUGAUGUGUUGAAAUCUUCUGCAGAAAAUGAUUCUAAUACGCUUACUGUUAAUCAAUAUGAUUUUCCACUCAAGCAUGAUUCUGACAAGGAUACUGUUGGUCUGUGUGAUUCUAACGAUUUGAUGCUGAUGGAUGAAGUAAAAGAUGAUGAAAUAGACAAGACAGCAGAUGAUGUCUCAAAAAAUUUCUCACUUGGAGAUUUGCUCUCAAGGCAAUAUUUGACCACAGAUGACUCAUACUCCAAGUCUUCUGAUAGUGAUGAAAGAGAGACUGAAAAUCAGCAGGGCUGUGAUGGAAAAACAGUCUUGGCAAGUUCUGCUUUUGUUUCUCUAGCUGAAGAACCAAAUGGUAGCACUGAGGAAGAGAUUACAGCGAGCUCUGAUUUGGUUACUUUGGUUGAAGAAUCCAACAAUGGCGGUGAGGAAGCAAUCUUGGCAAACCUUGCAAUGGUUUCUGCAAACGAAGGAAAGCAUAAUGACAGUAAAGAGACGACCUGGGCAAGCCCUGAUCUGGUUUCAGGAGAAGCAAUCUUGGCAAACACAGCUUUGGUUUCUCCAGCCAACAAAUCAAGCAUUGGCGCUGAGGAAGGAGAGUUGGAGACCAAUCCUUUGGUUUUGGCAGCUGAAGAAUCAAACAAUGGCAGUGAGGAAGGAAUUUUGGAAAAUUCUGCUGCAGUUUCCAUAGACAAAGAAAAGCACAAUGAACCAACCUCGGCAAGCCAAGAUCUGGUUUCUGGAUCUGAAGAAUCAACAAACAGCAGCAUGGAUGAAAAGUUAUUGUAUAAUAGCAAGGUGGAGACUGGAAGCAUAACUUUCGAUUUCAAUGCUUCUGCUCCCACAUCAAGAGGUAGAGAGGAAUGUUCUCUGAAUGGUGAUUCUAAACAAAAUGGGACUGCAGACACCUCAAAACUUGAAUAUGCUCCACGGCUAUCAGUUUCAAGCCAGGUUCCCAAUAGUGUUGGGGAGUCAAGCUUCUCUGCAACAGGUCCUACAUCAGGUCUGAUAACUUAUUCAGGGCCAAUAGCGUAUUCUGGCAGCCUCUCGCUUAGAUCUGAUAGCAGCACAACAAGCACCCGUUCUUUUGCCUUUCCUAUAUUACAGCCCGAGUGGAAUUGCAGUCCAGUAAGAAUGGCAAAAGCUGAUAGGAGACAUUUCCGGAAGCAUAAAUGUUGGAAACAGGGCCUUCUCUGCUGUAGAUUCUAAAUGCUCUAUUUUUCUAUCAAUAGUUUGAAGUUAGAAAGUAUCACAUGAUAUAAUAUAUUAUAUUGGGAUUUUUUUAUAUUUUAUUCUUACCCUCUUCUAUAUGGUAUAAGAGUGACAUAAUUAUACUUCUUACUCUUAUAAUAGACGAUGUUGAACAAACUUUACCAAA
This is a messenger RNA of Mangifera indica (mango), 2435 nucleotides long. RefSeq lists its product as uncharacterized. Bases 506 to 2266 code for a protein of 586 amino acids. The transcript is spliced from 6 exons. Gene Ontology annotation, biological process: regulation of asymmetric cell division. The record is from RefSeq and is a predicted model, not a curated record. Lineage: Eukaryota; Viridiplantae; Streptophyta; Magnoliopsida; Sapindales; Anacardiaceae.